AUGCCUGCCGUCGAGCGACUCUCUCUGCCGCAAUCACUUUCGGCGGUGGCAGUCAAGAGUCGUCGUCUGUUCUCCCGAGACAACGCCUCGAGCGACACUCGAUCUAGAUCAACCUCACGAUCCUCGGCGCUCAACCUCAACGAAGCGCUCGAGCUGGCCAGCGUCCCGAGUUCGUCCCCUCUUUGCCUCAGCAAUCAGCUUUUAUCUCCGCAACCGUCCAUCUCCAGCCAGUCUCACAGCUGGGGCCUUGACAAUAGCUUUGGACGACGACGUUGCUCUAACGCAACCACCGCGAGCACCUCGAGCGUCGCUCCUGCUGCUCACGAUGGUCUACAGCGUCGUCGAAAGUCGUUGUUCUUGAAAAAACCACGAUCAGAAGCACUCGCUGACGAUGCUAGACAAGAGAGUGCCGAGGCCUAUCAGUCGGUCAAUCCUUUGACCGUCACAACUUUGCUCCAAGCGCCACACCAACUUGAUCAACAUCGAGGCGCUUCUGCCAAUCAAAGUGGUCAUCGGCUCUCGACGCAUCAGCACAAGCAGCACAAGAAAUUGCAGCAGCAACAACACAGAAAGAAAGAAGCCCUCGAUCGCAUCUCUGAUCUCGUCUGUUUGUCUGUACAAAACCAGACGCAGUUGCCCCAGAGCCAGGUGGGCGCUUCUUCACCCAGGUCACCCUCAACCUCUCCAAAUCUAGGCGACAGGACCUUCUUUUAUCCCAUUGAAUCACCACCUUCGCCCACCAGCCUCAACAGUAGCAGCGAUGCCAGUGCUCGCAGAGCUAGCAUCGUCGCUUUCCCUUCCCGAAUCGACGCCACUGCAGGUCUACGAGUCAACAUGGGCGGUGAUGCAAAUUGGUCCAGCUUGGCCAGUCCUUCGCUGUCCACUUUUUCGAAUCAUACAGAUCUGCUGGCAAGAGAGUUGAGCUGCGACGCCAUGCGCCAGUCUCAAGAUACCUUCUGCGCCGAAGCGUCGGAAGCGCAUCAGCUUCUGCUUCCUUCGUCCAUGAAACGUCAGUCGAGCAGAACCAUUGAAAGCGACGCCAACAAAAAGUCGUUUGCAUCGCUCAAGGCUGAACUCGGACAUGGAGCUGCACGGCUCGGCUCACGAACUCCAUCCGACUGGUCGCUAUCCGAAGACGCUCGUCCAGCGUUGCAACCGCUGCCUCCUCUUCGACCUUUGCGCAACCCAAUGCGCAGCAGGUCCAAGAGCCUCAGCUCAUCCACCGUCCGCAAAGACCUCAAGCAUUCACCCACCAGAUCGGCUUCGCCUCCUCCUCCCGUGCCAGCUUUACCUCCAAGUCGGCUUGUCGAACCGUACAAUCUGACACCGGUACAUACUCCACCCCGAUCCCGACCCACCUCUGCUCAUAGAGGUCACGCACGAUGUGACAGCUUAACGUCGGCUGCAUCGUCCGCUUCGUUGCAAGCCGCUGCGUUUCAUACGCCCACGUUUGGGCCAGCUAGUUGGACAAACUCGCCCGUGUCCUGA
Molecule: messenger RNA, 1488 nt
Organism: Mycosarcoma maydis (corn smut)
Lineage: Eukaryota; Fungi; Basidiomycota; Ustilaginomycetes; Ustilaginales
Exons: 1
Coding region: 1-1488 (495 amino acids)
Source: RefSeq, a predicted model, not a curated record